Aspergillus neoniger CBS 115656 is the source of this 824-nucleotide messenger RNA. Its product is annotated as NAD(P)-dependent oxidoreductase. The record is from RefSeq and is a predicted model, not a curated record. The coding region runs from base 1 to 645 and encodes 214 amino acids. The transcript has 3 exons. NCBI's taxonomy places the organism in Eukaryota, Fungi, Ascomycota, Eurotiomycetes, Eurotiales, Aspergillaceae.
AUGCGCGUUCUCGUAAUUGGCGGGACCGGACGAUGUGGCAGGCUUGUCAUUGACGAGCUGCUGGGACGAGGCCACCAGGUCACUACCCUAGCCCGAACACCUGAUGCGCUGGGUGGUCCACGACCCGGCACUCCGAUGAACCUAGAUGACGUACGAGCCGCGUUCAAUACAGACAAGCCCGACGUGGUGAUUGUAACGCUGAAUGCGCCUCGAGCGAGCGAUAGUCCGUUUGCUGCCGCCAUCUCCCCCCCUCGUUUAAUGGCCGACUGCAACGCCAAUGUAGUGGCUGCAAUGAAAGAGUUUGGGGUCCGCAAGACUGUGAUUCUGCAGGCAUUCGGGGUGGGAGCAUCCUGGACUAAUCUGCACAUCCUACUGCGCCUACUCAUGAAGACAUCUAAUAUGUCACAUCAGUACGAUGAUCACAACGAAACAGAAAGGGAAGUCCUGGCCAGCGGGGUCGGUUAUGUAUUUGUGAGGCCGUCGCGGCUAGUCGAAACGGACGAAACUGCCAUCAAGGUGUGGCCGGAUGACGGCAAGGGAGUUCCCAUGAUGGCCAGUACAAGUCGGAUCAGCGUGGCACGAUACUUGGUCGAUGUGGCCGAGAGUGAUGAAUGGGAUAAUACGGCUCCAGUUAUCACCAACUGAAUCGAAUCGGGAUCGGGACGGGAGGUGGAGAUGUUGCGGGGGUGGAGAUUGGUGUUGUUUAAUCGUUUGUCUGUUUUGCUUGUGGGAUUUCUGGGUCAAAGUGGGUAUGUAUAAUAUUGAUGAUGUGAUAAUAUUCCCGGCAGGUAUACGGUAUUCCUGGAUGUGUAAUGAUAAUGAGG